AGCCGCGCGCGGGAGGGAGGCGAGCGGCGAGACAGGCUCCGAGGCUCCCGCGAGCCAGCGCCGAGCGAGCCCGGGAGGUGGGGAGCGAGCGAGCGAGCAGCCGCGCCGCCGCCUCGCAAUCCGCCGCCAUCCCGCCGCCUCGGCGCCCGACCGCCGCCCGACCGCCAUCGCCCGGCCCAGUCGCGCCCGCGGAACCAGACCAGGCAGAUCAGGAGCGGCGCCGAGCACAAUUCCCUUACUAGAUGACAUUUCAUCGCGAUGUCCGAUCGUUUGGGGCAAAUAACCAAGGGCAAGGAUGGGAAAAGCAAGUAUCCGACUCUCAGCCUGUUUGACAAGCAUAAAGGAAAAUCAGUAGACACAGUCAGAUCCUCAGUUAUUCCUAGACAUGGCUUACAGAGUCUUGGGAAAGUUGCCACAGCCCGGCGUAUGCCUCCGCCCGCAAACCUGCCAAGCCUGAAGUCUGAAAACAAAGGAAACGACCCCAACAUCGUCAUAGUACCCAAGGACGGAACGGGAUGGGCAAACAAGCAGGAUCAGCAAGACCCAAAGAGUUCCAGUGUGACGGCCUCUCAGCCGCUGGAGUCGCUGCCGCAGCCGGGUUUGCAGAAAUCUGUCUCCAGUUUACAGAAACCGACACAGUCAAUCAGUCAGGAGAAUACAAAUUCAGUGCCAGGUGGACCAAAGUCAUGGGCACAGCUGAAUGGAAAGCCAGUAGUACACGAAGGUGGUUUAAGGGGCUCAAGCCGACUAUUAUCCUUCUCUCCCGAGGAAUUUCCGACGCUGAAAGCAGCUGGAGGGCAGGACAAGGCUGGCAAAGAAAAGGGCGUCUUAGAUCUGUCGUAUGGGCCAGGACCAAGCCUCCGCCCUCAGAAUGUGACAAGCUGGAGGGAGGGCGGUGGGCGAAACAUAAUUUCUGCCACGUCUCUGAGCGCCUCCCCAACUGAGCUGGGCAGCAGGAACUCGAGUGCAGGAGACGGAGCCCCCUCCUCGGCAUGUACCAGCGAUUCUAAGGACCCCUCUCUCCGCCCGGCUCAGCCUGUCCGCAAAGGGGCUUCACAGUUCAUGGGAAAUGUAUACCACCCACCUACAUACCAUGACAUGCUUCCUGCUUUUAUGUGUUCACCACAGUCAUCAGAGAACCAGGGUGCAGUGGAGCGAGGAUCCUUUCCCCUCCCCCAGCUCCGUCUUGAGCCCCGAGUUCCUUUUAGACAGUUCCAGAUGAACGACCAAGAUGGAAAAGAAAACAGGCUGGGAACGACUCGCCCGAUCCGUCCGCUAAGGCAGCUGGUGGAGCGGGCGCCCCGGCCCACCAUCAUCAAUGCGGAAAACCUGAAGGGCCUCGAUGACCUGGACACCGACGCUGAUGAUGGCUGGGCAGGCCUCCAUGAGGAAGUGGACUAUUCUGAGAAACUGAAGUUCAGUGAUGAUGAAGAGGAGGAAGAGGUUGUGAAGGAUGGCAGGCCAAAAUGGAGCAGCUGGGACCCUAGAAGGCAGCGGCAGCUGUCAUUGAGCUCUGUGGACAGUACUGAUGCUAAGCGUACACCAGAGGAAGGAAAGGACUGGGGUGAAACAGUGGGCAUGACCCGUGUUGUCCGGAAGGUGCCAGAACCUCAGCCACCUUCCAGGAAACUUCACAGCUGGGCAUCAGGCCCUGACUACCAGAAGUCCUCCGUGGGCAGUGUGUUCCGGCAGCAGUCUACUGAGGACAAAGAGGACAAGCCGCCUUCACGGCAGAAGUUCAUCCAGUCAGAGAUGUCUGAGGCCGUGGAACGAGCCCGAAAGCGCCGGGAAGAGGAGGAGCGCCGGGCCCGGGAAGAGAGGUUGGCUGCCUGUGCCGCCAAACUCAAGCAGCUGGACCAAAAGCGUAAGCAGGCUCAGAAGGCCAGCGAGGCCCAGAAGCAGGUGGAGAAGGAAGUCCCCCGAUCUCCAGGCACUGAUAAGGCACCCCCACAGGAGAACGGCCCUGCUGGUCGCAAAGGCUCCCCUGAGUUCCCUGUCCAGGGAACCCCCAACCCAUUUUCAGAAGAAGCCCCCACGGCUCCUCCAGCUGUGGCUCAGAGCAGCAGUGAGGACGGGCAUGGGGAGGCCACGUCUCCCUCCCAGGAGUUCAGCAAGUACCAGAAGGCGCUUCCGCCCCGGUUCCAGCGCCAGCAGCAGCAGCAGGAGCAGCUGUACAAGAUGCAGCACUGGCAGCCCGUGUACCCUCCACCUUCCCACCCGCAGCGCACCUUCUACCCGCAUCAUCCCCAGAUGCUGGGCUUCGAUCCCAGGUGGAUGAUGAUGCCUUCCUACAUGGACCCACGAAUCCCACCCACUCGGACCCCAGUGGAUUUCUACCCCUCGGCCCUACAUCCCUCCGGACUGAUGAAACCCGUGAUGCCCCCAGAGACUCUCGGUGGGGCCAGCUGCCGCCCUGAGGAUCAGAACCGCGUGCCCCCACUGCAGGAAAGAAAGGCGACUACCAUCGACCCCACCCCUGCGUGGAGCCCAGAGGGCUACAUGGCAUUGCAGAGCAAGGGCUACUCGCUGCCCCACCCAAAAUCAGAUGGCACUUUGGCCCUGGACAUGCAUGUCAGGAAUGAAAGCUCUUACUCUGCCUCACCCGGAAGGUCAGGGGGCGUAAGUGCCCAGCGCGAUCUCCUUGAGGAGAGAGGGGAGGAAUACUUGAGUGCUUUUGACAAGAAGGCCCAAGCAGACUUUGACAGCUGUGUCUCUUCUCAAAGAAUAGGCCAGGAGCUCUUGCUUCCACCCCAAGAAAAUACCCAGGAAGCAGGUGAUCCUGGGGGUCACAGCCCAAACCUCAGGUGCCCCCCACUGGAGCCUGAUUUUGCCCCAGCUGAGAAAAAGCCAGAGUAUAGUAAUUGGGACAUUAGCCACCAGCCAAAGGCCACCGGUGCAGCCAGCAGUGUUGAGGAGGAGGCUCCCCGGGAGGAGCUGCCCUUUAGCACCUCCUCCUGGGAGAAGGCAGGGAGCCCCAACAAAGAGCCCCCGCUGGAGCCUGAGUGGACCUCGGAACCCCGGGGCCCUGGCAGCCAGCUCCAGGAGCCUACCGGCAGGACCCGAAGAUCAGGACCCAUCAAGAAACCUGUCCUAAAAGCCCUCAAGGUAGAAGACAAGGAGAAGGAGCUGGGGAGGAUGAAGCAGGACCCGGGGAUGGGGGGUACCCGCCCAGCCAAGGAGAAGGGGCUGCCUCGUAAGGUGGAAAAAGAUGAAGAUGAGGAGAAUGGCCCCACGCUGACCAGUCCAUCCCCUUCUACCUUGGAGGGCCAGGGUUCUACCCGCGUGAGUUUGGGCCGUGAGGCCAGCAAGUCUGAAGAGGACGAGAAGCCCGACAGGGCCUGGGAAGCCAGGCCCUCCCGGGAGUCCAGCGAUACUGCCCCAACGAGGAGGAAUAACUGGAUCUUCAUUGAUGAGGAGCAAGCCUUUGGGGGCAGAGGGCAGGCGCGGAGCCGCGGCCGUGGCUUCAGAGAAUUCACUUUCCGUGGCCGGCCUGCCAGCAGCAGCAUCUGUGGGGGGGCGGUCCUUGGGGUGCGGGGUGUCUACAGCGGCAGCAGCCAGCGGAGCGGCCGAGGCCGCGGCCUGCGGGAGUUCAGUCAGCCGGAUGACUUCCCCAGGGCCAAGCCCCGCCGGAGGAUCGCCAGCGAGACCCACAGCGAGGGCUCUGAGUACGAGGAGCUCCCCAAGCGGCGUCGGCAGAGGGGCGCGGAGAGCGGGAUCGAAGGCUCGCUCCUGGAGAGGGGCGAGAGCGGCGUGGGGAGAGGUGACUUCAGAGAUUCCUGGCGCUCCAGCAAGAUGUACUCUGAGGACCGCAGUGGUCUGGACACGAAGAACCGGGGCCCUCGGGCCUUUGGGCGAGCCCUCCCACCCCGGCUGAGCAAUUGCGGGUUUGGGCGGAGAAACUUCGUGUCCAAAGAGUCAGCCCCCUGGCAGAGUAAGAGUCCGGGUGCCUCCUGGCAGGAAUACAGCCCUCCUGACGCGUGUGGGUCCCGGCGACCCACAGACAGAGACUACGUCCCCGAGGCCUACAGACAUUCUGACUCAUUUGGCGCCAGGGGCUUUGAGGACAGCCGCCUGGAAGACAAAAGGUCCUUCUUCCACGACGACCAUGUGGCAGAUUGUGAAAAUGUGGAGAACCGGCCCUUCAGGAGAAGGCGCCCCCCACGUCAAGACAAGCCCCCUCGCUUCAGGCGCCUCAGGCAGGAGCGUGAGUCCCUGGGCCUGUGGGGGCCUGAGGAAGAGCCCCACCUGCUGCCAGGUCAGUGGCCCAGCAGGUCCAAACUCUGUCCUGGGGACAAGAGUGGCGCUGUGGGCCGCAGGUCCCCUGAGCUCUCAUACCAGAACUCCUCUGACCACGCCAACGAAGAGUGGGAGACGGCCUCCGAGAGCAGUGACUUCAGUGAGCGGCGGGAGCGGCGGGAGGGCCUCGGGGCCGAGCCUGACUCCCAGGCGGACGGCAGCUUGCCUGGGGCCAGCUUGGGCGAGAAGAAGGAGCUGGCCAAGAGAAGCUUCUCCGGUCAGAGACCCCUGGUUGACAGACAGAGCCGAAAGCUGGAGCCGGGAGGGUUUGGGGAGAAGUCUGUUAGGCCAGGUGGUGGUGAAUCUUCUCCCCGUUAUGACAGCCAACAGAAUGGGACGCCUUUGAAAGCCAAAAGGGCCCCAGAUGAAGUCUUGCCUGGAAGUCUUGGCUGCAGCAGUGGGAGCGGCCACUACAGCCUGGAGCGGGCAGCCCAUGCUGCCUCUGACAUCCCAGAAGCCACCUGUGAGAAGGCAGAGGAGGCCAAGCUGGCUGCUCAGAGGGCAGGCGAGCAGGGAGAGGCCAUGACGCAGUUUGACCUCAGCUAUGGAAGUGCCAUCGUUGAAAAUUGCGGGUCCAGCCCUGGGGAGGAGAGUGAAGUGGGCUCUGUGGUGGGUGAAGGUUUCAUUGAAGUUCUGACCAAGAAGCAGCGCCGCCUGCUGGAGGAAGAAAGGAGGAAGAAGGAGCAAGCCAUGCAGGUGCCUGUCAAAACUCGGGGUCUCUCCUCCCGUAUACCGCCUCGGUUUGCUAAAAAGCAAAACAGCCUGUGCCUGGAGCAAGGUGAUGCGACUCUGCCUGGCAGCAGCCUGGGCACUGAGAUCUGGGAGAGCAGCAGCCAGGCCCUUCCCAUUCAGGCCUCAGCCAGCGACUCCUGGACCAAAGCUGCCACUGCCUUCAGCAGCACCGAGUCUGGCUCUGCUGAGGGUUUUAAGAGCAGCCAGGGAGACAGUGGUGUUGACUUGAGCGCUGAGUCUCGUGAGUCAUCUGCAACGUCCUCGCAGCGCAGCUCGCCAUACGGCGCUCUGAAGCCAGAGGAGAUGAGCGGGCCCAGCCUGGAGCCCAAGGCUGACAGCCGCAAGGAGCAGGCUCAGAAACAGUCUGAGCAAAAGGAUUCAGAACAAGGCUCAGGACAGAGCAAGGAGCACAGACCGGGACCCAUUGGCAAUGAGCGUUCUCUGAAAAACAGGAAGGGCUCCGAGGGGACUGAACGGUUGCAAGGGGCUGCGGUCCCGCCUGUUAACGGGGUGGAGAUUCACGUGGACUCUGUGCUGCCGGUACCGCCUAUCGAGUUUGGAGUCAAUCCAAAAGACUCUGAUUUCAGCUUGCCACCUGGUUCUGCCUCCGGGCCUGCAGGGAAUCCAGUUGUCAAACUUCAGGACGCAUUGGCCAGUAACGCUGGGUUAACACAGAGCAUUCCCAUCCUCCGGCGUGACCAUCACAUCCAGAGGGCCAUCGGCCUCUCCCAAAUGUCUUUCCCCACUGCCGACCUCACUCUGAAGAUGGAGUCUGCACGCAAGGCUUGGGAAAACUCACCCAGUUUGCCGGAGCAGAGCUCUCCCGGAGGCGCUGGCUCGGGCAUCCAGCCCCCAUCCUCUGUGGGAGCCUCCAGCGGAGUCAACUACAGUGCUUUCGGUGGGGUUUCCAUGCCGCCCAUGCCCGUGGCUUCUGUAGCACCCUCUGCUUCUCUUCCAGGCAACCACCUGCCGCCUCUGUAUCUGGAUGGCCAUGUGUUUGCAAGUCAGCCCCGACUGGUUCCUCAAACGAUACCUCAGCAGCAGAGUUACCAACAGGCUGCCGCUGCCCAGCAGAUCCCAAUCUCUCUUCACACGUCUCUGCAGGCCCAAGCCCAGCUGGGACUGAGGGGCGGGCUCCCUGUCUCCCAGUCUCAGGAGAUCUUCAGCUCUUUACAGCCCUUCAGAUCUCAGGUGUACAUGCACCCCAGCCUGUCACCGCCCAGCACCAUGAUUCUCUCUGGAGGCACAGCCUUGAAGCCUCCGUACUCGGCGUUCCCAGGAAUGCAGCCCUUAGAGAUGGUGAAGCCCCAGUCCGGCUCACCCUACCAGCCCAUGAGUGGAAACCAAGCCCUGGUCUAUGAGGGUCAGCUCAGCCAGGCAGCCAGUCUGGGCGCCUCCCAGUUGUUGGACUCGCAGCUCCCACAGGUAUUCAGAAUCCAGCCAUCUCUCAUUGCCUCACACCUGCCACCCUGUCCAGGUGCUGCAGGAGCUCCCGCCGAUUCUGCUCUUGGGCCCUGCACUCUGAUCUUCACACAGCAGCCAGAGUGCCCCUUUAAAACACAGCUGACAAUGCCGCUGCCUGGCUCCCAGCUGCCUCUGCCACGGUACGGCUCUGGGCAGCAGCCCCUGCUUCUGCCACAGUCCAUCCAGCUGCCGCAGGGGCAGAGCCUCUCUGUCGGGGCCCCCCGAAGAAUUCUUCCACCUGGGUCUCAGCCUUCUGUCCUUAACACCAGCAGAGAGUCCUCUCAGAUGGAGAUGAAGGGCUUCCACUUUGCCGACAGUAAACAGAAUGUUCCUUCAGGAGGCUCUGUGCCGUCACCACAGACCUACAGGCCUAGCUCUGCUAGCCCCAGUGGGAAGCCCUCUGGAUCAGCAGUUAACAUGGGCUCUGUGCAGGGACACUACGUUCAACAGGCAAAACAACGAGUGGAUGAAAAACCCAGCCUGGGAGCCGUGAAACUGCAGGAGUCCCCUUCGACUGCCUCUCAGAUGAAGCGCACUGGAGCGAUCCAGCCUCGGGCCGUGAAAGUGGAGGAGAGCAAGGCCUAAAGGUGCCUGGCCAUGCCGCCCUCUCGAGGACAGUGCCUCGACACAGCCGGACUCUUAGGAAUCGCACCAGGUCCACGUCCCGCUGCCUGGCCCGGACUGAGAGCUCUCCCUUCUCUUCCCUACUUCUGAAAGCUCAUUGUCCCACCAGCUUGCACCCGUGGAUAUAUGGCAUCGACCUGCUUGCUUUAAUACAGGACAGACAGACAAGCAAACGACUCCCAUCCCGUCUCCUCUCCACGGCGAAGUGGAGUGGCUCAAGGCCUUUGUGCAGUGUGUCACCCCUGCCUCCUGCCCUGUCCCUCCUCCCAGCCAGGGCGCUUCCUCAGCAGUGCUUCCUCCCCUCCAGCCUGUGGGUCCCCAGGCACAUUGGUUUGACAGCAGGGUCGUUUUAGUUUGAGGCUUUUUGUUUUAAAAAACAGUUAAGGUUUUUACAAAGGAGAAAAGAAAAGAAAAACACGAGCUCUCUCCAUAUAGCUGAACUUUUCUACGCCCUUUGCCGUCCUCUCCCCACCCCUCCUCCUCUAUUCCAGUGGUGUCCUUUAACCUCCUGUUGGGUUUGAUGUGUCACUGCGAUACCUUAAGAGAUGACUUCUAAGAAUGCAUCCCUUCCCACUCCCUCGCGGUUGGUUAGCCUUUGAGGGUCCUUGCCCAAAGAAGUGGAGGUUGCUUUAGACACCCCUCGUGAGUACUCCGAUGUCCAGCAACACUCUUUGGAAGCAGAUUUGGGAGAGGUAAGGUGUUCCGGUUGGGUUCCAGCUGGCCUGAUGGCUGCAGGGAGCUGAUGGGCAGCCCAGUGAAGUGGAUAUGUUUUAGCAUAAGAAUUACGCAGCAUUUCUGUCUGGGACUCUUAAAGCUAGUGGAUCCUGACAUCUAGGCUCCUGGAGUGAGUCAUGGAGAUACCAAGUCACUGGUGGUUUCCAGUUUCACGUGGACGGUGCAUGGACAGCACCACAAGCCCCCACCUGCGUCUCCGUUUAUGGGGCUCCAGUUCCCACAUGGACCCCCAUCCCGGAAGCCUCCUGAAUUAGGCCCUUCUUUUUUCUAAGCCUCUUUCUCAUCUGGAUCCUCCUGUCCCUCCACUUCGUCGUUAGAAACUGUGAGGUCCUCCACAUGGUCACUGGUGUGUGAGCAGCUGCUUGGGCUGGUCUGCAGCAGAGGUGUGCAGUCCGCCGGGUGGUGGGGAGGCUCCUCUCUAUCCUUUUCGUUCCCAGCAAAGGGUUGUUGGGACAGAAAGGCCUGAGCUGGGAAGCGGGCAUCAGUCUUCCCAGAUGGCCAUGGCUGUGUCCAAGGAGCGGAUGGAUUGCAGGGCUCCAUGGUUCCAAAAUAGCCUGGGUGGCCUCAGAAAAAGGACAGCCUCUUAAGUCUACAGAGCCACCUUUAGCAAAAUGUUUGUGUGAGUCGUUUUAUGCUGGUUUUGGUUUUUUGGGUCAUUUCUCUUUUAAAUAAGAACUAGAAGGAAAUCAUCCCCAGAUUCUGUCAUUCCAAGGAAAGGGGAGGGGAAAUUUCAAGCUUUGCACAUGCCCUUCAGAGUAACUAGCCAGUCGUCCACCUAAAGGAGUUGCUGCCUGGCCCCACUGGUGGUUCCAGAGCAGCCCUGGCUCGAUGGUGAGCAGGAGUGGGCAGGUGUAUGCCCCGCGGGUGUGCCAGCCGCUCGGCCUAUAGUUGUAAGCCUAGGAUCUAGUGGAGAACAUGGGGAAAGAAGCACCUUAGAAACAGCUGAAUAAACUUUUGUUGCCCUUUACUGCUUUAAGGCAGUGGGGGGUGCAGCCUCCUUAGCAUAGAGUACCUGGGUCUCCUCUGGGUGUUAUCUGCAGAGGGCCAGUCGUCUUGAAAGAUGCCCCACUGCUUGAUCUGUAGCUUUGAGCAUACCCCGGCUUACCUCCACCUCAGACCUUCCUUCUUUCCUUUUUUUUCUUCAUCCCCUGAAUCUUUACUCUGAACUCCCUUCUCGAAGGGCUGCCCACUUGAUGGAGUCGCCACACUCGCCUGCCCUGUGUGCUCGGCUACCCCGCCCUGAGCCCUGUGGACAUGUGACUGCGGCCCCUGUGGCCCCUGUGGCCCCUGCUGCAGACAGGCUGCCCUGACUGAGCUCCUCUCCGGCUGUCCCUGCAGGAGCCGCACAUUCGCUGCUGCCUGUGCGCUUAGAAACACAGCCAGACCCCUAGUUCCACCUGAUUCCAGUGCACACUGUCAACAAGAAAAAAGGCUUUCUCAUUUUGAAAUUCAGCGUAACAGUUCUAGAUGCUGUUACAAACUCAAGACAUACCCUUCAGAUGAACCUGCCAUCAGAGUGACAGUACUUCAGAAAAAAAAGGGUCACCUGUUCUCCAGCCCUUUUCUCUACCCAUGUAUUCCCCCCCUACCCCAAUAAAACAGAAAACACUAGAAUUUAUUUAUAUGUAUUGAUGUUGUAGGUCUAGGUGAAAAAAAAGUAAAUGUUUCACUUUUCUAUUUAUAUAUAAUGUCUGAAUUAUUCUGUGCAGGAAAGGCCAGGAAAUUGCAUGUAAAGUUCGGUGCAUGCACCACCUCUGUGUGCCCAAGCUGCAGUCUUUCCCUCUAAGAUCCAGAUUCUGAAUUGGCAGCUGGGGCAGUAGGCAGGCCUUGGGCCUGCCCAAUACCCCGUCCCUUCCUUGGUCUGAUUAAAUGCAGUUUUUAGUGCAGAGAUGUUUUAAGGUGCAAUAUCUCCCUUUCAUGUGGUUUUAGAGCCAAGCUCAAAGUAACAGGACCUCAGAUCUUAUUUUGGUUUCAGAUCCCCAGCCUCAGAGUGCAAAUCUAUGCAGGAGCCUGGAUGCCUUUGGUGGGAACAGGUGUAGACCAGCACUUAGAGGUUUCCUGCUGUUGAGAUGCGGGGUGGGGUGCCAGAGGCCUCUCAGCUGCACCUAUAUCUGCUAAAUUUGCCCUCCCAGUGCUGGCAGCUUUGUCCUGGUUGAUGGAGCAGCCAGUGCUCAGCAACCCGUGACCCUGCAACAGGAUCUGUUCAGGGAGUAAAAUCCCAGAGUGUGGGGCUGUGUAUCCAAGUGGUGCCCUCCACCUACCGAACACUUCUCUGCCCGCUGUAUUUGGUCUGUUUUUCUACUGUUGCUUCCCCCUUUUUAUCCACAUUAUUGUUUUCAAACCUGGAAUUCAUUCACUUCUGGUCCAAAAUUUAUCAAGGGGGAAAACAAGGGAGGACUCCUCAUACAUUCAGAAAUGAGUUGCUCCAGGUCCAAAGCUUGGUUGUCCCAACCCCUUCUAGGGAUAGUGGGGUAUCUUGUCACUAAGUAUUGGCAUCAUGUCUCCAGCUAUGCCCUCACCCUCCUGUCUUUGGAACUACUUUCAGGAUGGUAGGUAGGUUUGUGAGUGAUGCACACACAGCCAUGCUCAGAACUGGCCCACUGAGUCAGUGUGGCAACCAUAAAGCCCCCUCCCUGCUUUUUGGUUCCCUUCCACCAACUAAUUGCAUGUUUCCUCUCAAAUAUGUAUUUGUCCCUUUUCACUUCUUGUGAGAGCAAAACCUAGGUGGGAAGGUCUGUUGGAAAUGGCCUGUGACAACCAAGGACACACAGUGUGCUUUGUUGUGUUCUGUGAUGAAUGGGAAAUGCAGACUCACGGAAAGCCAGCCCUUCCUGUUUGGAAGUGUGGGACGGACCUAAGAGAGGUCACUGGGACAGGAGUGGCUCAGUGUUGGGGUCAGACAUUGUCCCUCAGCUAUGCUCUUCAGCGGGACCACCAGCACAUUUUUGGCCAGUGACCUAGCACACCUGACCUUGCCGUUCACUGAUUCUCCACCCCAGCUGGAUGGCCUCCAGGAGUAACAACAUCCCUAGGGCCCUGUCAUCACCAUGUUACAAGGUCACGGAGUAGAAAUUUCUAAGGCUCUAUGGAUGACUUUCUUCAUUGUUUAAAGGGGAUACUGUACUCUUAAGCUUUUGACCUCAUGCCUUGCAUAGUAAAAAGGGUUUGGGUAUUUUUGUUAUUUUUUUUGAGAGGGUUGUGUUUUGUUUCCUUUCGUUUUUAUUUUGGCCUUUCCUCUAUGUCUUUUCAUGUAGAACAGAUAUUUGAAAGGGCGGACGAUGGCUAAAGGUGUAACGUGCAGCUUGUUUAUACAUUAUUUCUGGGACGCUUUUACUUCGAAUGGGAAAUGGAAUCAUGGACUCGCCAGGCCAUGGGGCACACUUCACCCUUUGCCCUUCCCUCCGGUUCAGUACCUAUUGUUUCUCCUUUCAAAUAUGUGAUUGUACUAGCUCUUUCCAUAUGAAAGAAUUCUCCUUAUUUAAAUUAAAAAAAGUUUAAAAAAAACCGCUAAAACUGAA
Messenger RNA from Manis javanica (Malayan pangolin), 11369 nucleotides. RefSeq names its product proline rich coiled-coil 2B (gene PRRC2B). The record is from RefSeq and is a predicted model, not a curated record. Gene Ontology annotation, biological process: cell differentiation. Lineage: Eukaryota; Metazoa; Chordata; Mammalia; Pholidota; Manidae.